This is a messenger RNA of Lactuca virosa, 912 nucleotides long. The record is from the annotation of a GenBank genome assembly. Lineage: Eukaryota; Viridiplantae; Streptophyta; Magnoliopsida; Asterales; Asteraceae.
AUGCACCCAAUUCAUGACCAAACAUUUUACUUAACCAUGGAGCAUAAAAGGAAGCUCAAGAAAGAGUUUGGGAUUGAAGCAUGGAGUUUUGUCCAAAAGCUUGGAGAUGCUGUCUUUAUACCUGCUGGCUGCGCUCAUCAAGUUAGAAAUUUAAAGUCAUGUAUAAAAGUUGCAUUAGACUUUGUUUCUCCUGAAAAUGUUGGUGAAUGCAUUCAAUUGACAGAGGAUUUCCGUGUUCUUCCCCAAAAUCAUAGGGCUAAAGAAGAUAAGUUGGCGGUGAAGAAAAUUGCACUUCAUGCCAUGGAGGCAGCUGUGAAGGACUUGGAAAAUUUUGUUCCCAAGAACUCUCAAUAUCUUGAAGACUCCCAAGAUUAUUUAAAACCUCAAUGCUCUGAAAACAUAGGGUCUUUUUCGAAUCUUAACAAAGGUCUAAUCAAAGACAAUCUCCAAAGCUCACAAAAUACUGAAAAUGGUGCAAAAGGUGAAGACGUGGGACUACAUAUAGAUCAUGACACAGCAUGUGAACGAGGGGACUAUUCUGUCCACUCCAAUCAAGAAACGCCAGAUAGUGGUGGUUCUGCAAUUCGCUCUUCUUCAAGUAGAGGCACAUCUAAUAUGGAAGAAGGUAAGGGAUCAUUGUCUUCUUCGUCUCUUAAUGACUUAGUUGCAGAACUCCGUGCCAUUAGGGUUACUAGAGACAGCGAGGUUGAAGUCAUGAAAAAAAGAGUUGAAGUCAUGGAAAAAAGACUUGAAUUGAAGCAAAAAAGGGAAGAAAGGAAACUCAAAAAAGAAGAAAGGAAGACUAAGAAUUUUUAUCUCAUGCAUCUCAAUACACUGUUUGUGAAAGAGCACUUGUCGACAGAAGAUGAAGACAUCAAACGCCAUUUCUUAGCAAUGUUGUGUGGGAAGUGA